Molecule: messenger RNA, 3502 nt
Organism: Oncorhynchus masou masou (cherry salmon)
Lineage: Eukaryota; Metazoa; Chordata; Actinopteri; Salmoniformes; Salmonidae
Product: zinc finger and BTB domain-containing protein 38-like
Exons: 7
Coding region: 220-2028 (602 amino acids)
Biological process (GO): regulation of transcription by RNA polymerase II
Cellular component (GO): nucleoplasm
Molecular function (GO): DNA-binding transcription repressor activity, RNA polymerase II-specific; RNA polymerase II cis-regulatory region sequence-specific DNA binding
Source: RefSeq, a predicted model, not a curated record
GCGUCUAGUCGGCCGGAAAACCACAUGAAGAAGACCAUUUAAACGGAAGUGAACAGUAACCAAGAACAAUUUUUACGUUAGCGUUUUUAUUGUUGUUAUUUAGACGUUUAUUAAAACCCUGCAUAGCAUCACAUACUUACCCCAGGUACUAUUUUAUUCGCGUUGGAGAAAGGUUAGGUUGAUGUUAUCUAGGUAACGCUAGGUAGCUAGCCUCUAACAAUGGCUGACUGUAUGGUUUUUCACACUCAAAUAGCCUCCAUUAUGGAGGUGCUAGCGAAUGCAGCCGUGGCAGAGAUCUGUAAGCUCGUAGACGACGACUACGCGGUGUUUCGUUUGGAAAUAACUCAAAGACAAAAAGAAAACAGGGCAUUGCAGAGGAAACUACAGCUCCUGGAACUGAAGGUGCCACGGGACCGCGCUGACAAGACAAUGCGAGAGCGCGUCCUCGCCAGUCGUCCCAGAAGUGUCAAGAUCCUCGACAGAUACAGAGGAACCGCAAGAGUUGAAGGACAUCUUACUGGAGGCCACAGGAGCUUUGUGAAGCCAGCGGGACACAAUACAUGUAGAGAUGACCAACCAAUCACUGUUGAUGAGGGGAGUGGAACCUCAACCCAGCACGUUAUCGUGAUCGAGGAUGCAGAGGCUGCAGGUCCUGAGGUCAAGCUGGAGAGGUCUCAAGAAGAGGAGGACCCACGGCACAGCAGAUGCCACUAUACUGGAACGGCUGGCGCGCCCCCUGUAGCCACAGAGGAUCCCACUACCGCCCCAGCGCCACCCAUUACCCGACGAAACAUCACGGAGGAGGAGGAGGGUCCAGAGGUGCCGCUCAUGAAGGAGGAGGGGUGUGAGGAGGGUCUGGGGAACCCUGAGGGGAACAUGGCCAUGGACGACAACCAGACUACACCUCCUCCUGAACCCACAGAGGAACCAGCUGAGCAGCACACAACCACAUACAGUCUCACUGAGUCAGUAAACAUGGAGGAAGGGAAGCCUGAUCUGCUACUAGUCAAAGAGGAGACAAUAGAGGACGGACAAGAGAGCACUGAUCUGCUGAGUGGACUAAAGAUGGGGGAGCAAGGUGGUUGGCUGGAGGCUAACAGCGGAGACUGGGCGGCCAUCUUGGAUACCCAGGCCAGUGCAGCCAAGAGCCCAGGGGACAACAUCAUUGAGCAUGCCAGGACCAGAUGCGACAUAGUGGAGGUCAAUGGAUGGAACAGCGUCCUUAAUUCUGGGCUGGGGAACAACACUGUUAACCACAACCAGAAACAGACGGUUGAAUACAAAACAACAGCUGAACUUAGUCUUCAUGACAACAGACUGGCUGAGACCAGGGCGAGGCGUAGAUUUGGUCUGCGGGGACGGGGAGGUGUCUGUAUGAGAACAGCCACAGACUCGGCUAGCGAUGCUCCGUCCUGCUCCUAUAGUUGUGAUUCAGAGAGACUGAUGGCGCCUCAGGUUAACCCUCUAACAGGUGCUGCCUUCAGCCUGCCUUCUAUAGGAUCUAUCAACUGGAACAUGGACCCUGCAACAACACAGACACUCCCUGGUCUUCGUCCUCCUCACAAUCUCCUAAUGUUAAACCAGACCUCAGACAAUGCCAGUGCCUCAACACUAAAUAUCUACACAAGCCCAUUGACAAAUGACAGUAGUAGAGAUGGAAUCAGUAAAGGUGGCAUCGCCAAAGAUAAGUGUUUCCCGUGUUCGUUCUGUGGGAAAGCCUUCAGUUUCCCCAAACAGGUGGAGAUCCACCAGAGGAUGCACACGGGGGAGAAACCAUUCGGCUGCCACCUGUGCUGGGCCAGUUUUUCACACUCGUUCAGCCUGAAGAGGCACCAGAGGGUCCACACAGGGGAGAAACCAUUCAAUUGCCCCCAGUGUGAGAAGAGGUUUUCCCACCAGCACCAGCUGAAGAUGCACCUGAAGGUCCACAUGGUAGAGAGACUGUUCGCCUGUACACACUGCGGGUUCUCAGAGAGGAGAUACCUCAGGAUACACCAGCAGAAAACAUGGUCCAUGUAUAGAGUAUAGUAACAUAUAGUACUAGUUAGCGUGUUUGCAGUUCAUUCUGUUGCUUUUGGAUUUAGUAAUCCACUGGAUGAGGUAAACUCCACCAAGCACUGCCAGAAGAGGACUGAGUUCUUCCUAGCCACUGUGCUUCUACAUCUGCAUUGCUUGCUGUUUGGGGUCUUAGUCUGGGUUUCUGCUGAUGUAUAAAGGGCUUUAUGAAUGCAUUUGAUUGCAAUUUGAUUGAACUGAGGAAAGAAUGAGUAUGAUGAGGCAGAGUAGAUGAUAUGGUGCUGGAUGGUGUGAUGGUGUCUAGUAAAGAUGCUUCACUAAUGAAGAAUGACAAACUUAGUCCCUUUAGGUUGAUACUGGUGGUGUUAUAGUGAGAUCAGGAUGGUGCCUUGUAAUGUUAAACCUUUUCCAAAGUAUUCUGAAAUUCAUUUCAUCAAAGUAAGGGUUCCAGAUUUACAGAAAAGGUCCAAUGGUACCAUAGUGAGAAAAGUUAAUCUACUUGUAUCGUUUUGUGCAAUAAAAGUACCGUACAUAAAAGUUAUGCGAGUAAAUUACCAUUUUGUUGAAAUGAAAUACGAAAUUUGACUGUGCUGACUGACUUGGUUAUUUUUGUAUCAUUGCAGGGACUGAGUUUCCCUAAAGUCAAUUUCAACUUUAUAUUUGGGGAAAAUGGUCAGUUACUUGAUAAAAGUGCAAGGGCCACUUUCUCCACCAUUCAAACAAUCCUUUGCCGCAAUCUUCCAUCACAUUCUCUUGCAGACACUUCCAGGGAGGUUGGCUACAGCGGCAUGGGCCUUAAACUUCUUGAUAACAUUACGUACGGUAGAAACAGGAACUCUGGAGAUGGACUUGUAGCCUUGAUUGUCCAUGCUUUGCUACAAUCUUGUGUCUGACCUCUUCAGAUAAUUCUCUGGUUUUCUUUAUUUUCUCCAUGCUUAUUACAGUACACACAGUGACAAACACACAGGAGAAUGAGUCCUUUUCUCUAUUCAAACUUCUUCUUCUACUAUGGUAUAAUGGCGUUCGCAACAUUUAGAUGUGCAUUCCGCCACCUACUGUGCAGGUAGAUAAUAAGGAUCCCAAAAAGGAAAACGUUUCGGUAAAAAUAAAUAAAAUAUCAUACAAACUUUCCAAAAAAUAAAUUAACUACACAAAAUCAACCUGCUUUUCUGUAAAAACCUCAUUCUAAUAGUAUCCAUUCUACCAUGCUCCAGUUCACCACUAGACAGUCAUCAGACGACCAGAGAUCCAUGCUGGACAACCCAGCCCACGAUCUACGACCAAUCUAGCGAAGCGCAGCUCAGAGUAAAUAUUUAUUGCAUUCUCCUUUUUCAAAUGGACGGUAAUUUAGAAUGCAUAAGAUACUGUAGUUAUGAUAGCAUAGCUUCUCCCUUUGCUACUCAGUCUUCCCGCUCUUUCACUCAAACCCAACCCCCUCUCUUUGUGUUAACCAGUCGUCGUAUCUGUUCCGUCCACCAGGGACGUU